UGGUGGGCAGGACUUCCGGCGGAAAAGCGAGUUGUCUCGGAAACUCAGAGCCGGGUUCCUCCCGGGUUUCUCCCUGCGGCUCCUGGGCUGUUGAGACUCGUAUGAAGAUGGCUUGCGCUGCCGCGCGGUCCCCGGCCGACCAGGACAGGUUUAUUUGUAUCUAUCCUGCUUAUUUAAAUAAUAAGAAGACCAUCGCAGAGGGAAGGCGAAUCCCCAUAAGUAAGGCUGUUGAAAAUCCUACAGCUACAGAGAUUCAAGAUGUAUGUUCAGCAGUUGGACUUAACGUAUUUCUUGAGAAAAAUAAAAUGUACUCUAGAGAAUGGAAUCGUGAUGUCCAAUACAGAGGCAGAGUCCGGGUCCAGCUCAAACAGGAAGAUGGCAGCCUCUGCCUUGUACAGUUCCCAUCACAUUAUACACUAAGCCUAACUUCUGGUUCCUAGGUAAGUCAGUAAUGUUGUAUGCAGCAGAAAUGAUACCUAAACUAAAAACAAGGACACAAAAAACAGGAGGUGCUGACCAAAGUCUUCAACAAGGAGAGGGAAGUAAAAAAGGGAAAGGAAAGAAAAAGAAGUAACCUAGUAUCAGCAUCAAGUAUGUGGUACUACUGUAAGAGACAUGAAUGGAGACUUCUAAUUUGUAUCGGAGGGAAACAGAAGCUUUUUGUUCGCAUCAUUUAACUGAACUGUGAACCCCUCGUGCCUCUCAUCUUUAUCAUCGGAGUUGACAGUGAAACAGAUUUACAUCAGAAGUUUGCGUCUCGCUUUUAUGCCGUAUAAAAAUUUUUUUGUCUUUCAAUGCAGUUUUUUGGAAGAAAAUAUUUUUAAAUGGACAAUGGACUGUACAAUAAGUUACUUGAAAUAAGUUACUUGUUUCAGAUAAAUUUCAAUUAGAUUUAAAAUAAACAUUUUGUCCACCUUUUAAGUUAAUGAAAUAAAAUUUGAAACUGACUUUUGCAACUUUUGCUUAUGAACUAAUGCUAGGAGAGGAGGGAUAAUUAAGAAUAAAAUAUGUAGUGAAAGUUUCCAUAGUGUGAGCCUAAAACUAGAAGAAACUGUGGUAGGUCCUUUUGUGGGUGGGGGACAGGGGAGUCUGUAAAAAGCCAGUCUGUAGAUCAUAUUUUAAUGUAUUACUGUAAUCGAAUUGUUCAGUUGUUUUUUGACAUGGAAAGUCCUGGAUUUUAAGCUUUAAAUUUGCUUAUUUUGUAGGUUUAAGAACAUGAUUUUCAUGGGAGUUGUAAAAUUAACUGUGCUUUAGCAACUUGAGGUACACUUUCCUUCAAGAAGUUAAAUUGGAUUGGUGCUCCUGAAUUUAUUUCAGAGCGGAUUCUGAAAGUAGUGAUUUUGAGCUAUCCCAAUUCCUAUUCUUCCUGAGGCCUGGUUUAGCUCUUCCUUGAAUUCUGCAAGCUACCUCAUAUUUUCAGUAAAUUCCAUUUUUUUCUAAGUUUGUUUGUUUGUUUUUGAGACGGAGUUUCACUCUCGUUGCCUAGGCUGGAGUGCAAUGGCACGAUAUUGGCGCACCACAACCUCUGCAUCCCAGGUUCAAGAGAUUCUUCUGCCUCAGCCUCCCUAGUAGCUGGGAUUACAGGCAUGUGCCACCACUUUCGGCUAAUUUUGUAUUUUUAGUAGAGACAGGGUUUUUCCAUGUUGUUCAGGCUGGUCUCGAACUCCCGACCUCAUAUGGUCUGCCCACCUCAGCCUCCCAAAGUGCUGGGAUUACAGGCAUGAGCCACUGUGCCCGGCCUUCUUUAUGUUUUUAUUGCUCACAGUCAAACAUUCCUAUUGAUUGUAAAAUAAGCAAACCUAGAGUUGUGGAAAUUGAUAUGUAUUUAUUUAUUUGAAUUCAGACAGGGUCUUAAACUCCCAGGCUCAAGUGAUCCUCCUGCCUCAACCUCCCAAAGUGCUGGGAUUACAGGCAUGAGCUAGCUGGCCUGUUGACUUUUUUUUUUAACUGUAACAAUUUCUGUUUUAUAGUGAACAUAAUAGUAUAAGAGUUUAUAUAUUUGACUUACAAAUAAAUCCUGGGGAGAGGGGAGUGUGUGUAAAACAUAAUUCAGAGCAGCCUUCUUUGAGAAAGUGGGUGUGUUUGGCUGCGUAACAAAACAAUGAAGGAUUUAAGCAGGAUAUUUUUGCCUCAUAUGUUAAAUCUAAGUGAGGUUGCUGUGGUUGUUGGUUUAGCUCUCAGUGAUGCCUUUUUUGUAUUUUUCCGCUCUGCUGUCCAUGACAUAUUUCUAACACCUUUAUGAUUAUUGUUCCUGCUUGUAAAAGGGCUGAUAUUUACGUGAGUGCAAGGCAGGAAGAAAAGGUAGCUGUGCCAGCCACUUCUGGCAAGCAGUUCUCCCACCUUAGCCUCCCAAGUAGCUGAGACCAUAGAAAUGAGAUUUCUCAAAAUUCCUCCCAGCAGGCUUUCACUUAGUUUCAUUGUUGAGAACUGUGACAGGUCCAUCUCUAGCUGCAAAGGAGGCUGAGAAAGUGAACACAGCAGUCCUCCUUAUCCUUGGGGAAUACAUUCCAAGAGUGGAUCCCUGAAACAGCAGAUAGUACUGAACCCUUAUAUAUACUAUGUUUUUGCCUAUUUAUAUAUGCUUGAUAUGGUUUGGCUGCGACCCCACCCAAAAUCUCAUCUUGAAUUAUAAUCCCCAAAUCCCUGUGUGUUAAGGGUGGGACCAGGUGGAGAUAAUUGGAUCAUGGGGGCAAUUUGCCCUGUGCUGUUCUUGAGAUAAUGAGUGACUCUCACGAGGUCUGUUGGUUUUAUAAGUGCCUGGCGUUUCCCCUGCUUGCAGUCACUCCAUCUUGCUGCCCUGUGAAGGUGCCUGCUUCUCCUUUGCCUUCUUACAUGAUUGUAAGUUUCCUGAGGCCUUCCCAGCAGUGCGGAACUGUGAGUCAGUUAAACCUCUUUCCUUUAUAAUUGCUCAGUUUUGGAUAUUUCUUCAUAGCGGUGUGAGAAUGGAUUAAUACAUACCAUGAUAAAGUUUAUAAAUUGGACACAGUAACAGAUUAACAAUAAAAUAGAACAAUUAUAACAAUAUACUAUAAUAAAAGGUAUGUGGAAA
This is a messenger RNA of Pongo pygmaeus (Bornean orangutan), 3049 nucleotides long. RefSeq names its product signal recognition particle 19 (gene SRP19). The coding region runs from base 102 to 440 and encodes 112 amino acids. The transcript has 5 exons. The record is from RefSeq and is a predicted model, not a curated record. Gene Ontology annotation, biological process: SRP-dependent cotranslational protein targeting to membrane; SRP-dependent cotranslational protein targeting to membrane, signal sequence recognition. Gene Ontology annotation, cellular component: signal recognition particle, endoplasmic reticulum targeting. Lineage: Eukaryota; Metazoa; Chordata; Mammalia; Primates; Hominidae. Gene Ontology annotation, molecular function: 7S RNA binding.